CAUGCAGAAGAACUGMUGUGGUUCUAUUGUGUACAAGUUCUUAACACGACAAUUGAAAGAAUUACAGAGGAUUCAGAGUACAGUACGUUACCGCUAAAAAGGCAUMGAAAUGUCCGCUCAGUUUAAGAGGCUCUUAGUUCUGUCAGGGUGCGUGAGUGUUUUCGUUUUAGCUGGAAUUUACUUUCUUAAUAGUCAAUCAACUCCUGGAGGAUACUCRCACUGGUCCGAAUGGAGUAUUUGCUCUAAAACAUGUGGAAUUGGAUUACAAGGAAAAAUCCGUAAAUGCAACAGUCCCACACCGGGACCGCUUGGAAGACUAUGUAUCGGACCGAAUGUGAUUACACGUCGCUGCAAAGACGCUCCUUGUCCMGUAGAUGGCGGCGUGUCUGAGUGGACUGAGUUUGGUAAGUGUAACAGACGUUGUGGUAGGGGAGUUAAAAAAAGAAUUCGUACUUGCACUAACCCAAGUCCUUUAUUUGGGGGAAAGAAUUGCAACGAACACUUGGAAGAAACUUUGGCUUGCAAUACCCAUCCAUGCCCGGUAAAUGGAAGAUUUUCGAAAUGGACAGCAUUCAGUUCAUGUCAGACAGAAGGCGAAUCUUGUGGUCAGGGAAUUAAAACAAGGACAAGAAAAUGUAACGAUCCCACUCCAGCGUAUGGCGGGAAACAUUGUGUGGGAGCAAUGUCUGAAACACAUUCUUGCGAGAUUGUGUGCCAUACUUCAAAGAAUGUUAACAUAGGGAGAAUACACACUUCAAAUACAUCAGUCAGUUCAGAACUAGGAGCCGAAAACAUGGAUGUUAAUGGAAGUAGUACUGAGCCUACCASAUCAUCUAACAAAACUAAUAGUAAAGUCACCUAAUAUAAAGAUUUUUGAUAGUUUAUUAAAUAUUAGAUCUUGGGAGUGGCAACUCCCUCAUAUUAUGGGGUGGGAUGGGAGACUCAAAAAAGGGUUUCACGGAACACAUUUUUAUUUUGUUUUCAAGAAGAUGUGCUGAAUAUGGCCAGACUUCAGGGAAAAUGACAUCCUAUAACUAUAUUAAUAUAUCUGUAAAAAUAUUUAACUAUUAMGUUUGGGGAAAACUAUUAUUCAGUAUGUAUACAUUUACAACCUGUUCAUUCCUUAUUGCCAUUCCUGCAGAUCCUAGYAUUUCCUUGCAUUUGGUUUUGACCUAUGAAUUAACAUCGUACUGAAUGUGUUUGGGGCGACACAAAUUGACCAUUUGGUUCGGCGCGUGAUAGCACAACAUAUGAACCAAGCCUAAGGGAUCUUUAUUCUACAAGACAUUUUUGAAACUGCAUUGUUUUGUGUAUGUUUUGAAAACAAUUAUCCAAAGUUGAUCAUAAAAGGGGUCAUUUUUUUGUCAAUGCAAAUAAGAACUUCAAUUAAUGCACCCGUUUAAAUAUAGCCUAGGUUAUACUCACUUAUUACCACAGAGUUUUUUUGGACAUACUGACUAUUUGUGUAUACUAUACUACUUGUAAAAUUGUCAACAUCACUUCUAUCUUCCUGUUAGAAAUAUACUGUAAACUGCAAUUGUAGCAAGGUGGAUAUCAGUGCACUUUUAUUCAGUGAGAUUAGAAAUAAAUCUAACAUAUGCUAU
Messenger RNA from Exaiptasia diaphana, 1604 nucleotides. Its product is annotated as coadhesin. The coding region runs from base 110 to 862 and encodes 250 amino acids. The transcript has a single exon. Lineage: Eukaryota; Metazoa; Cnidaria; Anthozoa; Actiniaria; Aiptasiidae. The record is from RefSeq and is a predicted model, not a curated record.